UGCACAGUAGCCUCUUCUUUUUUUUUCUUACUUGGACGCUGCCGUCGCCGCCUGCCGCCACUCUUCCAGCGUCGCCGCUCCGACGGAGCUCUCUCUCUCUCUUCUCUCCAUCUCUCCCUCUUCUCUCUCUUUCUCAACCUCACGCCGGCACUCGUCUUUCUCCCGAUCCGCCGCCGUCGUGCAUGCCCAGGCUGCGGCUUCGUCGCCCUCCUCCCGGAAGUCCGCCGUCUGCAUGCUCCGUCUCCCUCUUUCCCGGUCGGCCUCCCUCUCUCGGUCAGUCUCUCUCUCGCUUGGUUCACCGUACCGCUACCGCCGCUGCGGAUCCGCCGAGGAUCUCCCCCAUCCGCCGACGCCGUUUCUCGACAGAUUUUCAAAGAUAUGGAAGCAGUGGCUUUCGGAGCAAAGGUCGUCGCUUGUUGGCGACGGAGUGUCGAGCUUACUGCCGGAAUCCGGCAAGUUCAUAAAGAUAAGUGUCUGUCCUUCUUUCUAGUUGUUAAGGCAGUAGGAUCCUACUUGGUUUCUAUCUACUGAUUUUGGUGAACUAAGAGUAUAUGUUUGCUAUGUGGAUGAAUAAGUAGUGAAGAUACAGUAUGAUUGUAAUUUUUUUAGGGAGGGGAAGAUUCUAAAAAUAUGUGUAUACUUAUAUGUAAAAGUAAAGGAAAAUGAUGGUUUGAGAUUCACCUCUUUUUUUUAUGUGGAAAGAUAUUGGAUUGUAGUGAAAAAGUUGUGCAAAUCUCCUUCGUACUUCUUUAUCUUUCGUAGGUUGUGUGUGCAUAGAAAUGGAUUGUAUGAUGGUGAUGUGGGGUGAAUGAAGAAUUUGGUUGUAUAUCUAAGUAUACAAAAGAUGGCGGCAAGUGACAAAAGAUAUCAUCUUAAUCUUUAUCUGACAGGAAGAAUGAUUGUCCUUUAGAAAAAAAUUUUGGUUGCAGCUUUAAAUGAUGUGUGUGAAGGUAAUUAAACCCCUUUGGUUGCAGCAUUAAAUGAGGUGUCGGAAGUGACACAUUAAGCCCUUGGGAUCUGCCUCCCCUUUUGUUUAUUAAUAUUAUAUAUAUAUAUAUAUAUAUAUAGGAUUGUGUUCAAAUCCUUUUCACCUAUUAAAUCCAAUCUCUUUCUUAAUCUCCACCCUUUAUUUGAGCCGAUCCAAUGGCCUAAAUAAUUGAUUCUAAUUAUCAGAUUGCAUGCAUUAUUUACGUGAGAAGGGUAUAAUUGAAAUUCUGUGUUGUAGUUAGUUAUGGAAAGUGGCGUGAAUACCUCCCUCAAUGCUUAUUGCAGUUUUGCAGCAAAUCUUUUCCAGAUUUAGUCCACUGCGUGCUCCAUAUUCCAGCGUUUAGCCGACUGCUUACUGCUAAUCGACGAUCAAUCUUUGUUGAAUCGAUUUUUUGAAUCCAAAUCUUACGAAUACGGUUCAUCCCCGGUAUUUCAAGUAUCAAUGGAAGAAGACGCGUUGUGCCUGCAUGUUCUGAGCAGAUAAAGCCUGUAGUUGGUCAGAGGUUCGAAUCAUUAGAGUUUGCUCUCGCGUUUUAUGAUGUGUAUGCUAGGGCCGUUGGGUUUGACACGCGCAAACAAGGUGUGAGGAAGGUGGACGAAGUUACAACGUGGUAUUACGUCGUAUGCAAUAGGGAGGGCCAUAAGAAGUCCAUCGACGAUGACCAGUUGAAUGCACGUUCCGGUUUCUCAAUGAAGCGCCGACGCUUAUCGAAGAGAUGUGGUUGUAAAGCUAGUAUUUCCUUCAAGUAUUUCUCUGAUAAUGGACAUCCAGGUUAUAUGGUACAUGAUUUCAACGAGGUUCAUAACCAUGAGAUGGUUGAGUUCGAGCAUCAGCAGUUUAUGUCUGUGAACCGUCAUUUAGAUGACGUUCACCAGAAAUUCAUACUUGAUUGUUCAAAACCGAAUAUUGGACCCACAUUGACAUUUAAGGUUUUGAAAGAAACUCUUGGUGGGUUUGACCUCGUAGGUUGUACGGUCGGUGACAUCAGAAAUGCGUCACACGACAUUAAAGCAUAUGCGCAUGGUUUCGAUGUGCAAAUGGUAUUGGACGACAUGGCGAAAAAGAAGGAGAUGUCUGAGUCGUACACAUAUCAUUAUGAGGUUAAUGAAAACAACCAGUUGGUUGCGUUGUUUUGGUGUGACGGCUUAAUGAAACGGAACUACCAUAUGUUUGGUGACAUUGUAGCCUUUGACACCACCUAUAACACAAACAGGUAUUGCAUGAUAUUCUGUCCUUUCACGGGAAAGGACAAUCAUGGAAGCUCUGUAACCUUUGUCGCUGGCUUGGUAUGCAAUGAGAAAACAGGGGCGUUUGGAUGGUUGUUCAGACAUUUUGUUGAAUGCAUGGGCAUAGCACCGAAGAUGAUCGUGACAGAUCAAGACAAUGGAAUGAGAUCAGCCAUUGAAGAGGUUUUGGUUGGCACGCGUCACCGAUGGUGUAUGUGGCACAUAAUGCACAAGUUGUCCACCAAGGUCCCAAAUAGGUUGCUCAGGGAUGAAAUUUUCAAGAAGGAAUUUAGUGCAUGCGUUUGGUCCGAUCUGCUUGAGCCUGUCGAAUUUGAAGAGGAGUGGAAAAGAGUUGUGGAAAGUCAUGGGUUGGAAGACAUUGACUGGUUUAAGUCAUUGUACAAACACAGACAUUUCUGGAUACCGGCAUAUUUUAGAGAUUUUCCACUGGGUUCGAUGAUUAGGACCACAUCCAUUUCCGAAUCGGAGAACAGUUUCUACAAGAGAUUUUUGAAGCCCCGUGCGAACAUAGCCGAGUUCUACUUGAAUUUCAACCAUGCUGUUGAUUUUCAGCGUAACACUAGGACGACGUUAGACUACCACGAUGCCACUGCUUUGCCCAUUUUGGCGACUACCUUGCCGUUUGAGAAACAUGCUUCGACGCUUUACACCGAUACGAUGUUCAGAAAAAUACAGGAAGGAAUCGUUGAGGGUAAUGAUAGAUGUCGCGUGCUAGGAUUUUCUUCGUCUGAAUUUGUUGACACAUACAAGCUUGGGGAUAGCAAUCACAAAGCGUAUUUGGUGACUCAUGAUAGGAGUGAUGAGUCAUAUUAUUGCGAAUGCAAACUCUUUGGCAGGCAUGGAUAUUUGUGCAGACAUAUUUUUUUCAUUUUCAGGAACAAUGAGUUGAAGAAAAUACCAGAAAAAUACUGCCAGAGUAGAUGGAUGAAGACUCCGCUAGCAAAGGCGGUACAUGGGUGUCACGCCCGCAUUUUCUAAGGAUAUAAAACACGGUUGAUCGCGACUAGGGAGGGUUAAAGAAGCGGGGAAGAAAGGGGAAAACAACACAA
Salvia splendens (bonfire salvia) is the source of this 3284-nucleotide messenger RNA. Its product is annotated as protein FAR1-RELATED SEQUENCE 5-like. Gene Ontology annotation, molecular function: zinc ion binding. Lineage: Eukaryota; Viridiplantae; Streptophyta; Magnoliopsida; Lamiales; Lamiaceae. The record is from RefSeq and is a predicted model, not a curated record. Bases 1678 to 3213 code for a protein of 511 amino acids. The transcript is spliced from 4 exons.